Molecule: messenger RNA, 1485 nt
Organism: Penicillium odoratum
Lineage: Eukaryota; Fungi; Ascomycota; Eurotiomycetes; Eurotiales; Aspergillaceae
Exons: 4
Coding region: 1-1485 (494 amino acids)
Biological process (GO): dipeptide transport; allantoate transport; transmembrane transport
Cellular component (GO): plasma membrane
Molecular function (GO): allantoate transmembrane transporter activity; dipeptide transmembrane transporter activity
Source: RefSeq, a predicted model, not a curated record
AUGAAUGACUCCAAGGGUCCAAUUUCCGACAAAGAUGAAGGCUUUCGGCCGAGCAGGGAAAUUGUUGCAGAAUGCGACACGUAUACCCCUGAGGAGGAGAAAGCAGUUUUGCGAAAGAUUGACAUGGUCAUUUUGCCAUUCAUGUGCUUUGUCUUCUUCUUACAGUACCUCGAUAAGCAGAGUCUGAGCUAUGCCGCUGUAUUUGGCCUUAUGGAUGACCUCAGCAUGACCGGUUCGCAAUAUUCCUGGUGCAGCUCUAUAUUUUAUAUCGGCCAACUGAUUUCGGAAUGGCCGUUCAUCUACCUUAUGAGUCGACUACCUUUGACUAGAUUUGUCGGAGUCACUGUUAUAAUCUGGGGCAUUAUUUGUAUGUGUCUCGCGGCACCAACAAACUUCGCCGGGUUCGCUACUGUGAGAUUUUUGCUCGGAUUCAGCGAAGGGGCAGUAUCGCCCGCCUUCGUAACAAUUACCAGUAUUUGGUACCGCAAGAAAGAGCACGCUGCGCGAACUGCGCUGUGGAUCACCAUGAACGGCGUGGCUCAAGUCGUUGGCUGCAUGAUCAUGUACGGCAUAGGCAAGAACACAUCCAUCACUAUUCAGCCUUGGCGAGUCCUUUUCCUCAUCUGUGGAGCAAUGACUCUGGUGGCGGGAAUUGGAUUCUUUAUGUUGAUGCCUAAUGGACCAAAAGACGCAUGGUUUCUGAAUGAGAGAGAGAAACAAGUGCUGUCCUUGCGCCUUGCCGCUGACCGUGAAGGUGGCGACAAGACAGCAUUCUCAAUGUCUCAGCUCAAGGAGACUCUACUGGAUCCUAAAGCAUGGGUUGUUUUCUGGUUUGGUGUACUUGUGACUAUGCAAUCGGCAGUCCUUACUUUCGCAUCAUUGGUCAUCGAGUCUAUUGGAUACUCCAAGCUGCAGACUCUUCUCUAUACUGCUCCAUCUGGAGCCGUUCAGAUUGCACUGCUUUGGAUUGGGACUGGACUCGUUUAUAUUUUCCCACGCCAGAGAAGCCUGAUUGUUCUGGUUAUGAUUAUUCCGCCUUUUAUUGGAGUCAUCUUCCUACUAAAACUUACUGUGACCGCAGGAUGGGGCUUGAUUGUGGCUUCUUGGCUGGCGUCUUGCAUUACAGCGACGAUGUCCAUUCUUCUAUCUCUGGCUGCAUCCAAUGUCAAGGGUAACACCAAGCGCGCCAUCGUCAACACCAUGUUUUUCAUUGGUUAUUGCGCCGGCUGUAUAGGAGGCCCCCAACUAUGGACUAAAUCACCACGGUAUACCGAGGGCGUUAUUACAUCCAUCGUCACAUGGUGUUUGCUGUUCGUGGCUGUCAUCAUCUAUCGCAUUUUAUGUAUUCGUGAUAACAACGCCCGCGACAAGCAGGCUACUCACGGUGUCGAUCAUGGCUUUGGAGAAGUUGAGCUUGAUGGGAAUGGGCUUCCUAAGACUGAUCUGACAGAUAAAGAGGACAGGGAGUUCCGCUAUGCCAUCUAG